Paramuricea clavata is the source of this 2422-nucleotide messenger RNA. NCBI's taxonomy places the organism in Eukaryota, Metazoa, Cnidaria, Anthozoa, Malacalcyonacea, Plexauridae. The record is from the annotation of a GenBank genome assembly.
GAAUCUGCUCCGGCACAUCUUUUGUAUAUAUGCUCAGAUGUUGGCAAUGAAGUAUUUGAAUCGCUGCUUAGUAUGAUUUGUAUGUACACAAGGCUGGAGCUUAAAGGCCAGCGGGCCUCCAAAAAGUGUCUUCAUUCUGGAAUGUUAAAACAGGACUUCCCAUAUUCUAAGCUAAAAUGUAUGAGAGGUUCCCUCACAGAGAAUGAACUUCAAAACGUUAUCAAUGAAGUCAUUGCAAAAGAAAAAUCUGUUCAGGAAAUGGAAUCUGAGUUUAUCAUGAUUAAGGAAAUGCGCGCCCUUCAGACAUUCUUCAUUAAGUAUACAAACUGCCAGUCCUGGAAAGAGGCACACGAAAGGUAACUUUCAAUCUUAACAAUUAUUAUAAAAUUAAAUUCUUCAUUCUUAGCCAUCUUCAGCCCAAAAUUAAUAGUACAGCUAUUCGGUUAAAUUAAUGCCAACAGAUAAUAGCAGAUAAUAGUCAAAUGUACAAUAUAAGCGCCACGAGAAUGAUGUGAAUAAUUAUAGUUUUAAAUAAGUUUAAUAGCUCGAUAGUCUCGUGGGAAUACAGAUAUGACUACUGAUGUGUCAAACAUAUUUAAAACUAAUUUCCCAUCAUUCUUUUAGCGCUCGUAUUGUACAUUUACAUUUUGUCUGUGACAAUAUUUGUUGAAAUAUCUGCAUAUUGCUGCAACAGUUUGUUACCGAACACAUUAUGCGGGUUGGUGAAAAUGAUUUUCUUGAGCGAAGCUUGGUGUGUAACCUAGCUAUACUAUGAUUACAGAAAAGUAGGCAAGUGUUUUCCAUGGUGUUCAUUUUAUCUCCCAAAAUAAAAAAAAUGUACAGGUUAAAUCCUGGAGGAGAUACUGGACUGCUGGUUUUUGUUGGUACUGAUACUACAGUGCAAAACAUUUUGAGUGCAAAAAUGAAGUUUUGCUUUGCCAAUGGGAAAUUUGGUUCAGUCUGCACUUCUGCAUGUUUAACCAUUACUAAAAUAGAAACAUUUUGUUUUAAGGUAUCCAUUGUUCACCACUGAACAGAUGUUGCAGGGUUUCGUGGUGAUGUAGUGCAUGGAAAAUGCAAGGAACGAUUUCAGUCUUAUGUUCAACGUGCUAUGACAGCUGAAGCUGCAACCACCGUGAAUCCCACAGACAAGAUGGUGGAAGUUUUGAAUGUUGACUGCCUGAAACUAUCUCCAGUUAUAAUUAGUGAAGUUCCUCAAUUUAAGGGUGCAGAACUCAUCUUUUUGGAUUUGCCCAAGGUAUGCAAUGUUUUUACAUUAUUUGACAGAAUUCCCAACAAAUUGUAUGUACUUAUUUUAGGAACUUUUCAAAAUAGUAUUUUUAAUGAGCAAUUGUGUUAAUGAUAAUAAUUGUCUGUUAAUGGGGACCAAAUGUUUGUCUGAUAAUGAUGUAAUAAGAUUGAGCUUACUGGCCUUUUUAGUGUAUAAACUGAUGGAGCCAAGUGAACUAUUUUGGCUUGCUUGUGAAUGUCUCUUUAAUAUUCCAUAACAUAAACAAAUAGAGAACUAUAACAAAAAAUGUUAAUGAAAAUGGGAAAUCAACUAACAGAGUUUCAAAAAUAUGAAGAUUUCCAAAACUGACGCUUAACGAUUUAUCACUCCAUAUUAUACAUGUAAGCUGCCUGAAGGACAAUGUUGUACUUUCAGAAACAAAUUGGUCGGUUUCUCCCAGAUUUUUUUAUCGUUUGCAAUAACAGUGUUAUUAUUAUUUCUCUUUAUUAGAAUUGGACAGCUGAAAACUUAAAGCACUUUAUGAGAGUUAUGAAGGGAAUUAACCUCCGGAACAAUAUUCCGGAAACACGAUAUGUUAUUUUUCCGGUGAGCGAACGUGUGGGAAGCAUGGUACAUCAAAUAAUGACGAUAGCAAAUGUACUGAAGGAAAUGGAGCUGCAGUAUGACAUUGCCUAUUACCGGAAUUCAGAGGCAAUACCUAAAGGUACAAACCAAUAAUCUAACUACAUAAUUGAAUCGAUCAGGUGUAUUAGUUAAAACAUACCCAACACUUUCCUCCUCCUUAAAUAAAAUUGUCUGCUGUUAGACAGAGUAAACUAAAAUGCUGGACUGUUUUAGUGAAUUGAGGUCUAAUUGUCAAACAAUAAUGCGCUCAUGUGUAUCAAAAUUGUCGAUUCAACCUAAGUGAUUAAUGUAUAUACCAUCACUUGCCCGUCCUAAAUUUUCACUAGAGGCACUUCACCUUCAGCAACUGACGUUAUUUUUAAUCGAGAAAUUUCUCACUGAUAUAUUUUGCUUUUUGUAGAGCAAUGUCUUCCCAACUGUUCAACCUUUCCAGUUGUGGUUACGAAGACUACCAAAGUCAUUCAAGCAGAAAAUAUAUUUUCUGCACGAAAUGAGAUUGGGGUAAAGGAGAAAGACAGUGGGAUUGUGUAUCGAAGACAAAAGCCG